Messenger RNA from Moesziomyces antarcticus, 1587 nucleotides. RefSeq lists its product as uncharacterized. NCBI's taxonomy places the organism in Eukaryota, Fungi, Basidiomycota, Ustilaginomycetes, Ustilaginales, Ustilaginaceae. Gene Ontology annotation, biological process: transmembrane transport. The coding region runs from base 1 to 1587 and encodes 528 amino acids. Gene Ontology annotation, molecular function: transmembrane transporter activity. The record is from RefSeq and is a predicted model, not a curated record. The transcript has a single exon. Gene Ontology annotation, cellular component: membrane.
AUGUCGUCCUCAACCUCGACGAUCUCGGCGUCGGCGUCGGCGCCGCUCUACAAUGCCGGGACGCUCGGCAAGGUUCGGCAGCUGGUGGGUGUGGCCGCACUGUGCUGUGCCAUGCUUUUGACACAAUCGGCGCUCGGACAGACGGUGGUGCCCAUCCGCAGCAUCGCACGCAGCUUUGGCGUCGAGUCGUCCGACGCUCAGCAGUCGUGGUUCGCAGCCAGCUUUUCGCUUACCGUCGGCACCUUCGUCCUACCCGCCGGCCGCAUUGGGGAUCUCGUCGGCCACAAGCCCGUCGUCAUCGCCGGCUACCUCUGGCUUGCGCUCUGGGCACUCCUCGCGGGUCUGUCGCACUAUACCCGCUCGUACAUCUUCUUUGACGUGUGCCGUGCGAUGCAGGGAACCGCGUGCGCUCUGCUGCUGCCCAACUCGCUCGCCAUUCUUGGUCGCGUCUUUGCACCGGGAAGCUUUGCAAAGCACCUCAGUUUCUCGUUCUUUGCUGCCACCGCACCCAACGGCUUCCUUGUCGGCGCGGUGUUUACGACGCUUAUGGACAUGAAUCGCAGGAUGGGCUGGUACUGGGGGUUCUAUGUCAUGGCUAUCGUGGCGACCCUGCUGGCAGCGCUGUGUGUCUGGGUGUUGCCGUCCGAGCAAGAGAUGCAGGCGGUCAGCAGGUCGUGGAGCAAGGACCACGCGGCUGCGAACAGCGAGGGGCAACUAGAACCCGAACAGGCAGUAGGGAACAAGGGCAGAUGGUGGGAUAGGGUGGAUCUGUUCGGCACGGUCACGGGCGUUGCGGGACUCGUGCUGUUCAAUUUCGCCUUCAACCAGGCGCUCGUGGUCGGAUGGCAGACGGUGUACGUCUACGUGCUGCUCAUCGUUGGCGUUCUGCUCAUUGGUGUUUUCAUCGCAGGCGAGUCGCGCGCGCUGUAUCCGCUGCUACCCACCAGCGUCUUCCAUCUGUCCGGCAGUCUCAUUUUGCUCUCGCUCGCGUUCGGUUGGGCCUCGUUCGGCAUCUGGAUCUUCUACCUCAACCUCUUCCAGCAGCUCAUCCGCGGCUACUCGCCCAUCUUCACCAUUGUCAGCAUCGUCCCCGCUGGUGUUGCUGGCAUCCUCGCUGCCUUUUCCUCGGCUUACAUUCUCGGACGUACGAGCGCUCCCCUAGUAAUGCUGCUCUCGCUUUCGGCGUUCUGCAUCGGCAGCAUUAUUAACGGGGCAGCUCCAGUUGGUGUCCCUGCGCUCACGUAUGUAUCGUCGGCCAUAAUGCCGUUUGGGAUGGACAUGAGCUUCCCUGCCGCAAGCAUCAUCCUUAGCGACUUCUUGCCAUCGCACCAGCAAGGAACAGCAAGCAGCAUCGUUAAUACGAUCGUCAACUACGCCAUCGCGCUCGGACUCGGAUUCGCAGGCGUUGUGGAGACGCACGUCAACGACGAAGGCCGCAAUCCGCUCAAGGGCUAUCGGGGCGCCUUCUACAUGGGCAUCGGCUUUGCAGGCGCCGGUGUCGCAUUGGCGCUCGCCAACCUGCUUCUUCACACCCGAUCGAGUCGGAACGCAAGCUCCCACGCCGAAACCAAGACGGAGAAGGCAUAG